Molecule: messenger RNA, 9416 nt
Organism: Zonotrichia leucophrys gambelii
Lineage: Eukaryota; Metazoa; Chordata; Aves; Passeriformes; Passerellidae
Gene: NKAIN2
Product: sodium/potassium transporting ATPase interacting 2
Exons: 7
Coding region: 134-760 (208 amino acids)
Biological process (GO): regulation of sodium ion transport
Source: RefSeq, a predicted model, not a curated record
GCGGGCGCGCCCCCAUGCGGGUCCCGGGCUGGGGAGCGCCGGCGGCAGGCGGGAGCCGGGCGGCGGCCGGGCGGUGCUCUCCCGCCGCCUGAGUGGGCGCGGCGCGGGACGGCGGCGCGGGGUGCCGGGAGCCAUGGGCUAUUGCAGCGGCCGGUGCACGCUGGUGGCCGUGUGCGGCGCGCAGCUGGUUUCUGUGCUCGAGAGGCAGAUAUUUGACUUCCUUGGUUAUCAGUGGGCACCCAUCCUCGCAAAUUUUAUACAUAUUAUUAUAGUCAUUCUUGGCUUAUUUGGAACCAUCCAGUAUAGACCUCGUUACAUAACAGGAUAUGCUGUCUGGCUGAUCCUUUGGGUUACAUGGAACGUGUUCGUUAUCUGCUUCUAUUUGGAGGCUGGAGACCUUUCAAAGGAAACAGAUCUCAUUCUGACCUUUAACAUCUCAAUGCACCGUUCCUGGUGGAUGGAGAAUGGGCCAGGCUGCACCGUGACCUCAGUAACCCCAGCACCGGACUGGGCACCAGAGGAUCAUCGUUACAUCACUGUCUCGGGGUGUUUCCUUGAAUACCAGUACAUAGAAGUGGCUCACAGCUCUCUUCAGAUCUUCCUUGCACUGGCAGGCUUCAUCUAUGCCUGUUAUGUUGUGAAGUGUAUUACUGAAGAAGAGGACAGCUUUGAUUUCAUAGGUGGAUUUGACUCUUAUGGCUAUCAAGGUCCACAGAAGACAUCUCAUUUACAGCUGCAGCCCAUGUAUAUGUCAAAGUAAAUAUGGGGACUAUUCAAGGUGGGCUAGAGGACCUGUUCAAAAAUCUCUUUCAGGAUGGCCUCCUGGUUCUUCAAAGAGAAAAGAAAUUCCAUUUUUGUGCUAAAAAUAUUGUAUAAAAGCUGAUUGAACAGUGAGACAGAAAACAGAGACCUGCAGCCUCUCUUUCUAACAGGUACUAAAGGAGACGCCCCAGAACCCCUCCUUGAACCUCCUGCCUCUCAGCACCAGAGGGACACAGCAGAGGCAUUGGUGCCACCUUUUGUCCCCUUUUUUUCCCUUGGCCACCGCCAGCACGGCCCAUCUGGAUUAAGACAUGAACCCAGCCCACUCAGUGCUGUGGGAGCCUCCUCCACACUCCGGGCCGCGUUGAGUCUCCUCAGUCAACAACACUGAAACACCAGGAUGACCUUGCAGCAGAAGUCAAUAGACAGCGCAUUGUUUGCCCUGAAGGCUGUACAGUUCAUACUUGCCUUAACCCAACUGCGUUGCACAUUAGAGAAACUACGUGCAAGCUUUCUGAAGUUAACAUGCUGCUGUUAAUUCUGAACGAUUUCUAAGUCAGUGGUUUUCUUCUGUUUGGUUUUGCUUUGUUUUCAUGUCAGGGAAUAAGGCUCUGUUGCUCCAUGGCUCCAGAGCAACCAAGUAGAAAACUGCCAGCUGUCUGAUAAGUGCUUUACUUUUGGGGCUCCACAAUGGUCAAGAAAUAGUUUAUAAUGAUUAAAAAGAAAAAUAAAUAAAGAAAUAACUGAGAACCUUUUGGGGUCAAGAUGAGGAAAGGGGUAACAGAAACUAAUAAUUGAACCUACUGGAAAUAAGCAGCAGAAACAGUGCUUCUUAAUCCCGCUGGUUUUAUUUAUCGCACUGUAGGUGCUUUUAUAGCUAUCUCUAAACAUCUUUUACUAACUACAGAGACAUCUGCAGAUUUCUAUGAACAAAGGCCAACUGAAUAUGUACUAUCUAUGUUUACUCUUUUAUAUCUGAUUUCAACUAAAAAUUCUCUGUAAGUGAGCUUUUUUUUUUUCCUAAUUGCACCAUAAGGGAUCCACAUAUUUUAUUUCUUGAUUUUGGUUGGAGAGGGCAGGGAGGGACUAGUUGAGUUGAAGAAAUACUGAAGACCUUUUUGUGGUAUAUUUGGGGGAUCUGUUGUGUGUUAGAACGUGUAUUUUAUCUUCCUGUAUUAUUGUGGCUGAAAAAAAACCCUCUGUGCUGUUACGUAGUUGGCAACAAGAUGCCUUUGGGAAUUUUGCUAGUAGGUCAAUGUGUAUAUGAAAUACUCUGAACUCCUAGGAACAUAUGUUUUAUUCUACAUCUGAUCUGUACUUUCAAGAACGUAGAUGGCUUUCACUAGGAAAACCCAAUAUUUUGCUCAGGUUUUUCAGAAACUUGGAUUGUCAUUGUUUCUUUGCUCAGACCUUGCAUAGACAAACGCACGCACCUGCCACACCUGAGGUGACCAUGUAGCUUUUGAGGGCAAGAGGGAAGGUCAGCGCUUGGAAAUGCUCAAGGCAGCCCUGAGCAAGUCCCUUUUCCCUGCUGGCCAAACCCUUGCUCCAGCAGCCUCACACCACUCACCCAUCCCUGUACAAGCCAGUGCCCUUUGCUGUGUCUGCAUGGAUGUACAGUGUCACAAGCAGCAACUCUGGACAAUGACAGAGGAACAGGCAUUCACCAGUGAAAACAAGACACGGGACAUGUUCAGGAACUAUACCUACAUUGAUUCAGUGAGAUUUAUAUAGAUAUAGAUAUAGAUAGAUAUAUAUAUAUGUAAGUGUGUGGAGGUGUGUGUAUGUCUAUGUAUAUAAAAUACACAGGACUAACUAUUUUGGGGGCUGCAUCACCCAGGAAGAUUCUGAUGCAGUGGACCAAGGGUUCCCAUCUCAGAUACUGCUGGGAAUUUCAUGCAUGAAACAUGAAUGUCCCCUAGGCCUGAUCCUGUAAAGUAUUCAUUGCUGAUUUGGAUCUCAAAUUUAAAUUUUCAUACUUGAGUACCUGAAAAUAUGAGUUCCUACUGGGUAGAGAUGCUUUUCAACCCUUGGAAACCCCAUGCAACUUCCAAGUGACAGGCUGAAAUUUCCCAUAACUUGCAAAACUAAAAAAGUUUCAACUUUUCUGUGGUCUUAAAUAUAGCAGAUGUACAGUAUUAAACACAAUGAAGAGGUUUAAAUGGGAUGAAAAUGUCAUAACAGGUUAUUUUAUCUUUCCCUGUAUACCAGUUAAUCAAAAUGAUAUUUCUAUAAAAAUCAUUUUUUAACAUGAAAAGAAACCAGUUUAGGCACCUAAGCAGCAAUCCAAUUUUCAGAAGAUAAUUUUUCAUACCUUUCAGUGAUUUCCCAUGGAACAGCGGCUACUGGUAGUUAGCAAUUUUAGAAGUCAGACGAUUUAAUGAAGUGUCUGCACGUAGCUUAUAGGCCUGAUUUUAAAUUAGAAAAUUUUGGCCUUAAUUUCUCUGUGUCUUAGUCUUCCCAUCCAUAAUACGGGAAUAAUAUGUGCCUCACAGGCUUUUUGUGAGGUCUGAAUUGUUAAUGUUUGUAAAAUGCUUAGGAAAUAGGAAGCACAUCUAACUACUAUGGAUUGCAAUAUAAAUGUGUAUUCAUAUAUUACAUAUAGAGUAGAUACACACACUCACAUACACACAGUAUAUAUAUAUAUAUAUAUAUAUAUAUGUACACACAUACAUACCUAUAUGAAGUUGGUAUUCAUAACCUUGCUUAAGUUGCAGUUAGAGCACCACCAUUAAAAACGUUAGGACUGUUGACUACUCAACUAAAUGAUUAGUGGACAGAUCUCUUCUGGAAGCAGUUUAGAGCACAGUAAUGUGAGAAUAUCUGGAUGACAUUUUUGAUUUGUACAGCUGUAUCCUCCUCAAAAUCCAGUAAAGAAUGUUAUUUUUCUAGGCUGGGCUUUUGUUAUAAACUAAAAUAUUCAGAAGGCAAGAGAUACAAUCCAAAUGUGUCUUUUUUCCUUUCUUUUUGGCAUUUGUUAAUUCUGAAUGUAUUUUUAACAAAAGUGAUUUUUUUGACUUACUAGUGUAAUUUGCAUUUAAAAAAAAUAAAUGGAAAAAUAUAGGUUUCCAAGCUAUUCAUGGCCCCCUGCUGCUAUUCAGAACUUACAGGAAACUCAGAAUUACUCUUCCCAGCUGAGCAACAAUGCAGGAUAAAGAAUCCUAUUACAUUUACAUGAUGACAAUCCCGAUCUGUGCAGUGCAUGGAUGUGACAGCCCUGAAUAGAAAUUGCCAGGUCAUGACACCAUUUUAACGCUGUCAUAUGUACCAGGUAUUUUCAUUAUCACUGACACUAAAAGGUUUCUUUUACAAGGCUGACUGCAACAGACUCUACUUAGAAAACAGGACUGGUUUUUGCCCACUCAUCAGGAAUUUUAAGCCCAUGAUAGGUAUAGAGUUGCCAACAGUGUUAAGUAUUGCAAAAAUAAUACUUGUUAAGAAUGAGCUGUGUAACAUGGAUAUUUCCUCUGCAUUCAUAUUCUUUUAUAUGCUAUUUAUUGUCCCUACACUGGAAUGAUGGAAUCCUGUUUUAGGAAAAAUGUUUAUAGAGCUCACAUAUAUUGACAGCUUGCCUGAGGUCAUUUAAUAAAGGUGGAGCAGAAUUAUAUAAAUUUUGAAAUACUCAGUCAUGCUCUCUUAGGAUGACUCCUUAGAAAGAGAGUUCUUUCGUUAGGACUUUUUAGGUCUUCAUAAUAGUGCAAGUGAUACUUUUCAGUCAGGUAAGGAGAAAUGGUUUGUGCUCCACCUGCUAAAUCUAAGUACUGUUGACAAUAUUCCACUGCUGCACAGCAUUUUGAUAAAGUGUCGCACAGUUAUCUAUUGAUUGCUGGAUGUCUCCAGAUAGGAAUGGCCAUUAACUCAGUGUCUGAGGCCUUUCAUCACUGGCAUGCUCACCUUCCAUUUGAGCACAUUGAUAGUAGACCAAGCAAAACUCCACACUGUGAAUCACUCCACCUUGUAAUAUUUUCAUUUCCAGUCCUCUGUUUUAGUUUUAAAGGCAAAUACUAUAGCCCCAUUAAUAGUCUAUGUGUAUGUAUUGCUUGCUGACUGUCUACUGAUGAGUAGCUGAGAUGAAAGUGAUGGACUUCUUGAAUUUGUUCCCUAGCUAUUCUGAAUCUGGCUUUUUCCCAGCACGUGUGGAUUGACAGCAGACACUAAAGGUAAGCCAGGUGUUGUUGAAGAACCAAUACAUAGCAGUACUGCAGACAGCACUGCGUCCACUGCUCCUUGGAGAAAGAUGAAGACAUUUGUUAAGCUAAUUGGUCUGCUUCAAGCUAUGUGCAGUAUUAAAUGCAAUUACAAUGCAUAAAAGAAACUGCCCUUUAGACUGCAAUUACUCAUUCACAUACAGAAGUGGCACAGCACAGAAUCAGUAAAAGAGAUUUUCCUCCUGUAGUCACCAAUAUGCUUCAUCUCCUGACAUGGAUUGGAGAAAUCAGCUCUGUUUGAUCUCAUGUCCUGACAAGUCCCUCUGUUCAGACCUUCAACAAGAGAAGCAAUUACAGCUAGUUAAAGCUGAGACCUUGGCACAGCUGAGUGGUUUAGGAAGAUACUGUACCAAAUGUGAAGUUCUAAGUAGCACCAUGCAUACAUUUGUUGCACAUCUCUCUCCAUACGUACAAAAGAAGGGUCUUUUAAAAAUGCACUUUUCCUUUAUCUCUCAGAAACCAAUUGAAACAGAUUAUGUCUUUUACAAGUGUCUUCCAAAAUCCUGCCAAGAUCACAAAAGAUCACUUUUUAUUUUUCAAUAAAAAGUCCAAUAAAAACACCAAUUUUUCUGCUCUCUUUUGAGUAGAAGACGUAGCUUUUGGGACUUCCAACUGCCUUGAGAUUAUUAUUGUGGAUAGAUAGAAGCACUAUGAAACAUGAGAAACAUGAGAAUUAAAAAAUAAAUAAUGUUUGUGGUCAUCUCUGAUUCAAAAUUAUAUCUCUACAAAAGCCAUGCUUCUCCAUCCAUCUGGAUGGAGGAAAAGGGUCUUUAUUGCCAUCUGGUACCUUAUCAUUUUCCCAGCUUUGCCUUUGUCCUGAUGGGAAAUAGGUUAUGGGGAGCUUAAGGUGAAGAGGCAUGUUCACAUCCAGCAUGUGCUCUCAAAAAGCCCCCAGUUCUGCCACACAGACAUUUCACACCUAGUUAAUUUCUCUCUCUCUGUCACCAUCUUCUCGUGCCAUUCUCACUGUCUCUCUUCCUGAACACAGCCCCAAAUACCCUCCCAAAAUUACGUACUGCUCUUUGUCACACCCAUUGCUUCCAACUCACAUAAAGGUGGCAAUGGCAGCCGUGGAGGAGUGUCACUGAGGAUGGGUGCAAAAUGACAAGAAGAGGAAGCACAAGGUUAUGUACAUUCUCAAAAAGCCCCAGACAGGGAGACAUUUAACCAAAUGUAAAGGUUGGCAGCAUUACAGAAGCCAGGAGACGCAGCAAGCCCUGGCUGGAAUCAUAAUUCCAUUUGCUAAAGCUAUAGCUCACUAAGUACAGAGAAAGUCAUAAAUAUCCAGAGCUACAAAAGGCACAGGUGAAUUAGAAGAAAUUAAUAAAAAAUGUUUGUGAACACAUUUACUGGAUUAGAUUCACGUUUCCUUUUCUCCAAGAAUUUUCUCAGGAUUGUGUUUUUCCCCCUUGCAAACAUUUAGAUAGUUGAUUUCUUUGCAUGCAGGUGAAUAUUUUGUUCCUAGGAGAGCACACAAAUAUGUGCAAUUGCUUUAAUUUGCAUAGUAUUUUCCAUAUUGAUGCAUCUGUGUGCAUUUGUGGUAAAUGUUGGCUCAGUUCACUCAGUCACACAUACAUGCACACAUACACACACCUGUUAUGUGGCUAUAUUUUAUGGUGGAGAUACAUAACCACACACAGUCUCUCACCUUUUCUGCUUAGCUUUUCCUGUCCCUCCUCUCAAGAUAUUACAAGUCCUAUGUGUUUAUUUUCUAGACAGGGAUUUGGUACACAAAAAUUAUUAUUUCUGAUAAUUACUGGAUGUACAAGCAUGGUGCAAUCUAUGAAUAGAGUAAAUAAGACAGUCCUUUCUACAAAGGAUUUAUGUGAUAAAUAAAGCAAGUUAAUGAGAACAUUUCAAGCAGGAAAAAAAAGAAAAAUAUGAUCUCACAUUCCCCCCCCGCUGUUAAACUUCAGUUAGUCAAAGAAGUGGGUGACAAAAAAAAUUCAGAAAAAGGAGAAGGUGAUACAGUUAUUUACAGCAUUACAUAUAAGAAUUAAGUAAAAGAAUCAGCCAGCUAUAUCUUACUAGGAUAUCCAAUUAAUCUAUGGUAGCUCCAUAUGGACAUAUUAUAUCUUAUUUUACAUUUUAAAGGCAUUUAAAACAGUAGCUAUGGAAGAAGUACAAACAUCAAAGGGAUUGCAUAUUGAUGUAAUCACAAAAGGUUGAUGGAUUGAUUCAAUUAAUCAGUGACUCAUUUCUAAGAGUUCUGCAGGGAUUUAUUUACCAAACACUUACAUUGUUUAUUUUGCUCUCUGGACGGUUUGUAUAGUGUCAUUUUUCUUCAUUAUUCUUCUUGUUUCAUUCAUCAGUUUCUGACAAAUGUUUUCAUGCUGAUAUGUGGCAUGUUAGGCAUGUAAAUUGUCUACACUUACUGAUUUAAAGCAGUGUACUCCAAACUCUCAGGAUCUGAGAACUUUUGUUUAUUUCCCUCAGGUCCUGAGAAACACUAGCCAUCUAUAAUUAAUAUAAAGAUGUGUUUUCCAUUUAAUCUUUGCUUUUAGUGUCUGCUCAACAUGGCAAAGAUGUAAGGUCUUUUCUAGUGUAACCUCCUGCUUAAACUUUAGAGAGAAACUUACUAGGAAAAACAUUUUGAACACUCUUGACAGUAAAUAGAAUAACUGUUCCCUCUUUGGUUUUCCUUAUGUUUUGUAGUUCAAAUCCAGGAAAACAAUGCAAGAAUGUUUUAAGGAGGUCAGCACUUUCACGAUGGUUUCCAUAAGUUUAGAUAAGAUUUUACAAGGGCAAGAAGUGAUAGGACAAGGGGGAAUGGCUUUAAAAAUGAAAAAGGGAAGCUUAGGUUAGACAUUAGGAAAAAAUGCUUUCCUUUGAGGAUGGUGAGGCACUGGAACAAGUUGCCUGGAGAAGUGAUGGAUUCCCCAUUCCUGAAAGUGUUCAAGGCCAGGUUAAUGCUGAGCGAAUUGGCACAGACAGGAAAACAAGGGCAACCAUCAAACCACAGCUGAAAUGCAAAGACUGUAUUUAUUUCAUUGUCUUGCUUACAAUGCAUUCCGAGCAGCAGAGACACACAGGGACACAGGCUCCAUCCUGCUUUAAUUCAUCCCAGCAGGCAGCAGCAAUCCAGUCUAGUGAAAAGUCUCCCUAUUCAUGGCAGGGGUUUUGGAACUAGAUGAUCUUUAGGUUCCUUCAAACUCACAUCAUUUCAUGGUUCUAUGAUUUUCUCUUUUAAUGUUGUCGCAUGUCUUUCAAAGUCAAUACAUAGAGAUGGCCAAAUUUGGACAAGUCACAGAUUUCAAAAUGGCAGAUAUUGGGCAUAAUAGAGGUCUGUGAAAGAUGAAGAACUGAAACCAAAAGGAAACCAUUCUUUGAAAGUGUUGAGUCUCAUUUGGGCAAAUAUUUUUAUUUUAAACUCUCAGGAACCCUAAACAGCUUUUUUUUUUUUUUUUUUUUUAAAUUAACAUAUUAAUUGCAUGCAUACAUGCAGCAUGGGUGUGAUUUACAGGCAUCUUCAGCAGUGGUCAAAUUCUUCACUUUUAGGUGGCUAGGAACAACUCCUCAGGAAAAGUGAAAGACCAUAGACCCAGUGACAAGCGCCCUGGCAGUCUGCAUCAUGGGACAGCCCUUCCCCAAUGGAUUUAGAAAACUCCACCCUACCUAUUAAACCAACUGUAACAGACAGAUGGAGACAGGCACCUCUCAGUGAUAGCGGGUGACACACACAGAAACACAGGACGUUCCCUCUGAACAUCAGCAAACUCUUUCUUACUGUCAGAGUCACCAAGCACUGGCACAGAUUGCCCAGGGAGGUGGUGGGGUCUCCAUUCUUGGAGACUGUCAAAUCUUGAUUGGACUUGGUCCUGGACAAUGCUCUGUAGGUGGCCCUGCAUGAGCAGGGUUGCUGGAGACAACAGUCACCAGAAGCACCUUCCAGCCCCAACCAAUCUCUGAUCCUGUGAUUUGCCUCUCAUUCAAGCUAUAUUUUUUCUCUGUUGGAAAUACUCCUAGCAUCUCAAAAGGACACAAAAAUCAUCCUUUUUAGUCUGAGGUAGUCUUGGAAUUAAGCAUUGGGGUGAACAAAACAGGUCUGCAUAUUAAGAGAGAAAAAACCCCCAUCAGUUUCUACAAUGCAUUGAUUAUUAUUUUUCCCUUAUUUGAGUCUCCUAUAGUUGGCCAGUUGAAUGAAAUCCCAUCUUCAUUAAGGCCAGUGAGAAUCUUGCUGAUUGUUUCAAUGAGAUUUCAAGAUCUCGUACUUUGUGAUUAAGAUGUCUGAAUAUUUGCUAUCCUUGAAAAACAAAAACUCACAGCCGUUAUCCUCAAUAAUUUUUAAAUGCUCUACAAAAAUUGAGAUUGUUUUUUUCCCUUUUCAUGCCCAGCAUUUGUGAAACACAUAAUCUGGUGAUAUAAAAAUUUUAUCUGUACUCUUUUGUGCUGACCCAUAUAACUUGCUCAUUGCCACAUUUGUACCAGUAAAAUCUUUCCAUCAUU